AUGUGUCACCAUCAAAAUAUCUGUCCGCAGAAUUCCGAGUCUAUUUCUCUCUCGUUCAUUCUAUCUAUCUAUCUAUCUAUCUAUCUAUCUAUCUAUCUAUCUAUCUAUCUAUCUCAGGAUGUUCAUAUCUAUCUAUCUAUCUAUCUAUCUAUCUAUCUAUCUAUCUAUCUAUCUAUCUAUCUAUCUCAGGAUGUUCAUAUCUAUCUAUCUAUCUAUCUAUCUAUCUAUCUAUCUAUCUAUCUCAGAAUGUUCGUAUCUAUCUAUCUAGCUAUCUAUCUGUCUGAGAAUGUUCAUAUCUAUCUAUUUCAGUAUCCUAUUCAUUAUCUAUCUAUCUAUUUAUCUCAGUCGGUUCAUAUCUAUCUUCUCAGUCUGUUCAUAUCUAUCUGUCUAUCUAUCUAUCUAUCUAUCUAUCUAUUUCAGUCUGUUCAUAUCUAUCUAUCUAUCUAUCUAUCUAUCUAUCUAUCUCAGUCUGUUCAUAUCUAUCUAUCCCAGUCUGUUCAUAUCUAUCUAUCUAUCUAUCUAUCUAUCUAUCUAUCUAUCUAUCUAUCUAUCUAUCUAUCACAAUCCAUUAAUAUCUCUCUAUCUCGCUCUUUUUUAUUCAUGUCUGUUAGUCUAUUCAUAUCUAUGUAUGUAUUGAUUUAUAUAUCCCAGACACUCUUCUUAGAUCCUCCUACCUUCUCUCUUAUAAAUGACAAAGAAUGUGGCAAUUGA
This is a messenger RNA of Acanthosepion pharaonis, 711 nucleotides long. Lineage: Eukaryota; Metazoa; Mollusca; Cephalopoda; Sepiida; Sepiidae. The record is from the annotation of a GenBank genome assembly.